Messenger RNA from Cooperia oncophora, 903 nucleotides. The record is from the annotation of a GenBank genome assembly. Lineage: Eukaryota; Metazoa; Nematoda; Chromadorea; Rhabditida; Trichostrongylidae.
AUGGCGCACACCACAACGAAACUCACUGGUGCCGACAUAGAGUAUAAACCCUUCAGAAACUCUCUUCCUUCAGGUGAUGGUGCGGCUGGCCUCGAAAUCGUUACCGAAGUCGGCUUGGUUUUUAUUACUACGGGACUCGCACGGGCUUACGGUAAUCUGACGUUACGACCCGGUUUGGCAGUGCUCCAACUCGAGAAGGAAAUGGCGAAGCACGAAGCGAAACCUAUUCGAAUUGAAGGCGAGAAGUUCGACGAAGAAGAAUUCAUUCCACUCGGAUUGUCGUCUUAUUACAGUAAGGGGCGUAUCUCAUUGUACGUCGUCAAUACUCAUCCAAAUCGGCAAUGUGUAGAGAUUUUUACCUAUCACAAAGAGAAGAAUGUUCUAUUCCAUAGAAAAUCCGUCUGCGAUCCGAGAUUCUCCAGCAUUUCUGAUAUCGUGGUGGUUGGAGCGGAUCGUUUCUUCAUCACUAAUCUGGCAUAUAUGUCGAGAGGCCACCUGCAGACUGCUGAACUGGCGAUGCAGGAAUCACGACUUUCGUCGCCAUCGGCGCUUGCCAUUGACCGGCGACGGCAGUUGAUCUUUGUUGGUUCCAUUUUUAACGAGAAUAUUCCGCGUAUACAAGUUGGAAAAAGACUUCUCGCUCACGUUCCGGACCCAGAUCUCGUUGCUCUCCUCCCCGGCAGGAAUGCAUGCGACAUUUGGAUAGCUCUACAUCCGGUACUCCAUCAGGUCUUCCUUGUCACGCUCAAUCCAUCUGAUGAGAGAAUUCGCAGCCCAAGUCAGGUGUUGAGGGUCAGAAUGCAGGAAGACGGCGUAAGUUGGGUGAUUACGGAGCCUUACGCUAACGACGGCGCUACCAUCUCAGCAAGCAACGCUGUGGUGUACGAGAAGGACACUUGGUGA